Molecule: messenger RNA, 438 nt
Organism: Prunus dulcis (almond)
Lineage: Eukaryota; Viridiplantae; Streptophyta; Magnoliopsida; Rosales; Rosaceae
Exons: 2
Coding region: 61-399 (112 amino acids)
Source: RefSeq, a predicted model, not a curated record
AGAGCUGGGACAGGAAAACAGAGAGAGAGAGAGAGAGAGAGAGAGAGAGAGAGAGCAAAAAUGAAUAACAUAACGGCAAGCGAGCUGGCGGGUUUUGGAGUUGGGGCUCUGCUCCUCUGUGCCACCAUUGCUGCCCCAAAGGUCGACGCUUUCAUCUCUGCCUCUCAGCGCAGUUCUUUGGGAAUGUGCAAGAGAUGUGGCAAUCUGAGGAUGAUAGCAUGCUCAAGAUGCAAAGGAGUUGGAUUAAUCAAAGAAGGUGGUGUGUUUGGUUUAAAUCUCAUUGAUGACUUCUAUGAAUCGGUUGGGGGUAGUGAUUCGAAAGUAAGAUCCAUUUCUUGCACCAACUGUAACGCUAGAGGUCAUUUUAGCUGCCCUGAUUGCUCUAAAACAUCUGUUUGAGUUUGUUUAAGUCAUCUAAAUUAAAAUUUUCUUACGCUA